AUGAUCUUUUUAAACAUCAUCUCCUCCCCGAAUAGUUUUUUCCUUGUAGAGGCCGGAAUUAAAUUAUUUCCUCCAUCCUUCUCUCAUGCUCCCAGUUUUCUCUUCCGAGAGAGUAUUCUCUAUGAUGUGAGCUCCAAUGUUGGAUUCAAUGAAAUUGAAGGACGGAUUGAGGCUUUGGGUGAUUUUGCCAAUCAACAACAUACCGAUCUUGUUGUUUCUUCGAAAAAUCGAAAACAAAUUAUCAUCUACACGUGGGAUACUUAUCAGUGGAAAUUCAUCAAUUAUACAAGUUUUGAUUAUGAAACAUCAUCUAAAUUCCUGGCCCAUACCAAUGUAGAAAUUGUAAAUAUUGUGGCUUCUGAUUUUAAUUUUGAUGGUGCACUCGAUUUAUUGGUCACCCUUAUUGAUAAAGAUAAUUUUGAUAAUAACAACCCUUCCUAUAUUCAUUCAAUAUUGGUCGGAAAUUUCAAGACACUACGCGAAGAGAAGAUGUUAGAUGAAAAGACAACGGAUCAACUUUUGAUUUUUGACCUUAAUGGUGACUUGUUGCCCGAUUUAUUUGGUACUGAUUUUACAACAAAAAAACGAACCUAUUGGUUGAACAAUAAUACGAAUUAUGAAGCAGGACAAUUAAGCUUUAUCAGACAUCUCCAAGAUAGCAAUUCUGGAUUCACAACCAUUGAUUCUGUCACAAAAACACCUCCUGCUAGCACCAAUUUAAAUCCUCUGGCAUUUCCCAUCUCAACUGCAUCGAUAGAUUUAGAUGGUGAUUGUGGUUCUGACCUAUUUGUCAUGAGCUGCUCAAAACAAGACACUCAUGGUUUUUGUGAAGAGCCCAUAUUCGAAUUUUGGGUCAAUUACAAGGGCAUACUUCAAUUGAAUUCGACUUUGAAUGCACCCAAAGGAGCAGGACGCCCAGUAUUUAUUGAUGUUGACCAUGACGGAGAUUUAGACAUGCUCUAUCCAGUGUGCUAUCCUAUCGAUUCAUGCUCUGAAGUGAAUGAAAUUCACAUCCUCUAUAAUAAUCAACUUGCAUUGUGUAAGAGCAUUGUUGAAAGUAAUUGUCGGUCAUCAUCCAAUUUGUGUUUGAAGAGUAAUUUUGAUUUCAAUCAAAAAGCAGUGCUCUCUUUUCCCAAGGACGACAAUGCCAACAAGAAGAGAAUUCUUCAUCAUUACAUCAAGUCUGACAAGUACAAAUCUUCUCCGCCAUCAUUGAGAGCGGGAGAUUUUAAUUUGGAUGGAUAUCCAGAUUUAGUGGUGAGCAUUGUGGAAUCAGUUGAGCAUGAAGAAAACGGUAUAGAGGAAUCUUAUCAAAUGGUCGGCGUUGAAUUAUGGCAAAAUGUGGAAUGUAAAAAAGAAACAAUAGAUGACGCUCUCUCACUUCAGAAAAAGUCCAAAUGGUUCUCAGAAUCAUCUCAUUUCUCUCGGAAGGCAGCCAACGAUGAUGAAUCUUCCAUCUCAACAACCUUUAAAUGUGACUCCAAUGCAACACCCAGAACCUUUCAAGUUGUUACGAAAGGCGUUGAUGCUUUGAAGACCACCUUUGUCAAACUGCCAUACAACUCCGACAUGAAUGAUAUGCCAUUCUAUGAUGCGUUCUUUCUUGAUAUUGAUGAAACUGGAAUUUUAGACAUUAUCACUCUCUAUAAUGACCCAAAAUCUGGAAACCAAACAUUGAGAGCCUUCUUUAAUUGCUUCUAUAAUGAUGCUUACUUUUUAAAAGUUAUUUCAACGAAUGGAGUUGCCCCUGACGGAACACAAUAUUACUAUGGUGUCAAUGCUCCCAGUAUGACUGUGAAAUUUGUCUCAACCAAGUUAAAUGGAGAGUAUCAGCUCAAUAUGAACUCGUUACUUUCGCAAACAAGUUAUUUAUCAUUACAAACGCCCUAUCAUUUGUUUGGAAUUGGAAGAACCAAUGGUUAUAUUGAGGAAUUUUUCAUUGGUCGUGUCAUGACUAACAGCAGCACGACCACCAACUAUUACGAAGCAAGUGCCAUUAUGCCAAAUUCUCAACUUGUCACUAUUACGACACCACCCGAAGAUACAGACUCAUGGCAAGUACAAUUAUUUGUCAACCCGUCUGCUGCUGCCCUUUGGGUCAUCAUUGCUGAGGUCGUUUCCUUAAUACUUUUAUUUAUUCCCAUUGCCAUUUUGUUUGUUCGAGAAUAUCGACAUGACAAGAAGGAAAAAGAGGAAACAAGUAGAGAGAUUAGUUCUGUAUUUAUUUGA
Molecule: messenger RNA, 2229 nt
Organism: Naegleria lovaniensis
Lineage: Eukaryota; Heterolobosea; Eutetramitea; Acrasida; Naegleriidae
Exons: 2
Coding region: 1-2229 (742 amino acids)
Cellular component (GO): plasma membrane
Source: RefSeq, a predicted model, not a curated record